Molecule: messenger RNA, 2616 nt
Organism: Carlito syrichta (Philippine tarsier)
Lineage: Eukaryota; Metazoa; Chordata; Mammalia; Primates; Tarsiidae
Gene: SEC62
Product: SEC62 homolog, preprotein translocation factor
Exons: 7
Coding region: 514-1599 (361 amino acids)
Biological process (GO): post-translational protein targeting to membrane, translocation
Cellular component (GO): endoplasmic reticulum membrane; endoplasmic reticulum
Source: RefSeq, a predicted model, not a curated record
CACCGAGCCUGGCCUUGACUGUUAUUUUAACAUUUACUUAUGGCACCUGUUUCUACUUAUUUUGACAUUUGGGCACUCACUGUUGGCAACCUCGUAAUUUUUCCUAAAUAUUGUUUUGUGACUUAUAAAAAGAGACAUACAAAAGUGAAGGUGAACUGGCACAAAGUAGUUGCCAUACUGGAAAAACAACUUCAGUUUCUUACAGUUGUGUCCAAGAAGCAGCUAGGCUUUGCCUCUGGCAGCUUGUAUUUGAAAAACCUGUACUUUUAAAAGCUCUAUUUGCCUUUAUACAUUACCAGGUGUGCUCCAGAGACAACUUGAAACAAGGCCUUUGCUCUACUUGAAAAGAUUCACAAAACAGAUUUGAAAAUGACUCGUCAGUGCAUGAAUUUCUCAAGUAAAUGGUGAUACUAAAUUAAUAUUCUUGUGUUGCAGGAAGUCGGUGAACCAUCUAAAGAAGAGAAGGCUGUAGCCAAGUAUCUUCGAUUCAACUGUCCAACAAAGUCCACCAAUAUGAUGGGUCACCGGGUUGAUUAUUUUAUUGCUUCAAAAGCAGUGGAUUGCCUUUUGGACUCGAAGUGGGCAAAGGCCAAGAAAGGAGAAGAAGCUUUAUUUACAACCAGAGAGUCUGUGGUUGACUACUGCAACAGGCUUUUAAAGAAGCAGUUUUUUCACCGGGCACUAAAAGUAAUGAAAAUGAAGUAUGAUAAAGACAUAAAGAAAGAAAAAGAUAAAGGAAAAGUUGAAAGUGGAAAAGAAGAAGAUAAAAAGAGCAAGAAAGAAAAUAUAAAAGAUGAAAGGACAAAAAAGGAAAAAGAGAAAAAAAAAGACGGUGAAAAGGAAGAAUCCAAAAAGGAGGAAACUCCAGGGACUCCCAAAAAGAAGGAAACCAAGAAAAAAUUCAAACUUGAGCCACAUGAUGAUCAAGUUUUUCUGGAUGGAAAUGAGGUAUAUGUGUGGAUCUAUGACCCAGUUCACUUUAAAACAUUUGUCAUGGGAUUAAUCCUUGUGAUUGCAGUAAUAGCGGCCACCCUCUUUCCUCUCUGGCCGGCAGAAAUGAGAGUAGGUGUUUAUUACCUCAGUGUGGGUGCUGGCUGUUUUGUAGCCAGUAUUCUUCUCCUUGCUGUUGCUCGCUGCAUUCUGUUUCUCAUCAUCUGGCUCAUCACCGGGGGAAGGCACCACUUCUGGUUCUUGCCGAACCUGACUGCUGACGUGGGCUUCGUCGACUCCUUCAGGCCUCUGUACACACACGAAUACAAGGGACCAAAAGCAGACUCAAAGAAAGACGAGAAACCCGAGACGAAAAAGCACCAGAAGUCCGACAGCGAGGAGAAGGAGGAGGAGGAGGCAAAGGCCGGCCCAGCAGGUCCCGGCGCAGAGGGCUCCGGCGGAGAGCGGCACUCGGACACGGACAGCGACCGGAGAGAAGACGAGCGGUCCCAGCACAGCAGUGGGAACGGGAACGACUUCGAAAUGAUAACCAAGGAGGAGCUGGAACAGCAGACAGAUGGGGAUUGUGAGGAGGAGGCGGAGGCGGAGGCGGAGGCGGAGGAAGACAGUGACCGUGAGACUGCUAAAUGCUCACAUGAAAAGUCGUAAUCUGACCAGUCUGGGGCUGAGUAAGUACAAGAGAUUGGCUUUUCUGUGUUGGCUGGGCAUCACCACGUACACUUGGCUUUUGUGGCCGUCUUGAAAGCUACUUACUGGAGUGUAUUUGACACCUAGCAGUUGUGCCCAGUCUUUCAUUUGGUAGACUCUUGGUACUAUUACUGGUACAGUUUAAAGCCAUUAAUAAUUUUUAUCCAUUCGGUAGUUUCCACAGCGACAUUAGAUUUAUGGCAUACCUGAUGGUUGUAUGGCUUUUUACUGUUAGACUAAUCAAAAUAACUUUAAAAGGAACCAAGAAACUCCAGCACUUCAGAUUAUGCCGGUUACGUAGCCAUUUCCCAGUUUCUUUAAGAUGCUUAAACUCGUUGUUCUCGAUAGGCAGACUUUUGUUUCUCAUUAUAAAGUUAUACCAGGAAGCUUCUUUUCGGAUUCUAAGUUAGCUGGAAACAAGCCCACUAGAAACAAAGUGCAGCAACGCUUUCAGCCUAGCUCCAGAUUCUCCUUUUCCGAUGUAGGAAACCCCACCUGAUGUGUCCCUCUGGGCCGGAGCGAUGGUCGUCUCCAGCAGAGAACAGCGUGGCUGGAGGCCAGUGGCGCUCUCCUCCCGUGUCCUUGUCGUGGCGUCAAGUGUAUUCUGUACAUAACUGACAAAUAAAGCAUUUUAUUUUAAUUGUCACUUAUUAUUUAGACAUCUCGCAACACUUAAAUUUGUAAAAUUGAGACCAUGUAAGGACAUGUUUUUAGAGAAAUGAAGUUUCAAUAACCCACCGAAUGUGUGUGAUCUUUCUACAGCCCUUCGGUUUUGUGCCAACAUUCCAUGUAUUUUGAAUAUGAGUAAAAACUGAUCUUUAUUAAGUGAGAGCAGACUUAAAGUAGCUUUGUACGCCUUAAUGUUCACUUUGAUUUAUUUUAAAUCUCUACAUUAUCAGACCAGGAGGCACUGCUGUGAAAGAUAAUUUACUGUUCUAAAAUAUCAAUUUAAAAUAAAGAAUAUAAAAGAAAACAUAA